Mesocricetus auratus (golden hamster) is the source of this 3753-nucleotide messenger RNA. RefSeq names its product two pore segment channel 2 (gene Tpcn2). The coding region runs from base 1350 to 3212 and encodes 620 amino acids. Gene Ontology annotation, biological process: monoatomic ion transport; transmembrane transport. The record is from RefSeq and is a predicted model, not a curated record. Gene Ontology annotation, molecular function: monoatomic ion channel activity; voltage-gated channel activity. The transcript is spliced from 24 exons. NCBI's taxonomy places the organism in Eukaryota, Metazoa, Chordata, Mammalia, Rodentia, Cricetidae. Gene Ontology annotation, cellular component: lysosomal membrane.
UCGCUGCUGGUGCCGAGUCUGUGUUGGUGGUGGGAUGGCGACUGAGGCGCAGCCCCUUCUGGGCAGGGACCGAGGCGGUGGCCAGGCCCGUUCUGGUGCCACAGCCAGUCAGGAGCUCUGCAUACACCAGGCUGUGGUCUUCAUUGAAGAUGCCAUAAAUGUGUGUAGUGGCUGCCCUGGUGACCAGGAGUCUACCCUGUCCCUUUGUUCCUUACUGUCCUAGGGUGGGGACCUUCAUUCAGGAUAGACACAAUGGCAGGAACCUGGACCCAGCUCUCACUUGUCCUUUGAUGAAGGCUGUCUUCUUAGUGUUGGAAUCAUGGUGCCAUUGAUUUAGUAUGUACCGAAGCCUGACUUGGACCGUCCUGUGCUAGGCCCAGGUCUGGGAGACAUCUGCAGGAUGGAUACAGUUGUAUUGGAGAGUGGAACUGGCCUUCCAUGUACAGCCUUCACCUGUACUAAGGGAGCUCUCCCACUGAGUAAGCUCUGUAGCUUGUGCUUGUCUAAGCCAGAACUCAGUGAGGGGCUGCUGUCCCCCUGCUGAUACUACUCACUGACACAGGCUGGAUUGGGCCUGCCUCUGGGGAGAUUGGACCUCUGCAUUGGGCCACAUGUGGUAUGUGGGUACAGUCAGAGCACACAUAUAUGGCAUCAAGAGUAGCCCCUCCCAUACCCAUAUGUGUGUGCCACUGUGUGGGCCCUGCUCAAGCCCAGUGUGUGGCAGCACUGGCAGGUUCUCCCGUCCUGUGUGUGAGGUGCUGGGGAGACCCGACUCAAACCUCUUUGUGUGUAGCGCUUGGGAACAAUGCUAAAGCCUGUCUGUGUGCAGCACUGGGCCAGGGACCCUAGCCCCUUCCCUGUACUGUGUGGCAUUGGAGGGACUCUGCUCAUUUCGUUCUGUGCGGGGCUCAGUGUUGGGGGAGGAUCUGUCUCAAGCUCACCAUGUGCCCUUUGUUUCCAGUACCGCUCCAUCUACCACCGCAUGGAUGCUGGCUCAUUGUGGCUUUACCGCUGGUAUUACUCGGACCUGUGCCAGCGGUGAGACUGCACCCUAGUGGAACCAGGCUGUGCAGACCUGCGUGGUGGGGUUGGACUGACCCUACAACUGUCUUGGGCUAAGCAUACUCCUAGUUCUCAUGGACAUAGAGAUGACCCUGGUGCCUCCUCCACAGAGGAGCCAGCUGUGGUCAUGAGGCUAUUGGUGAGUGCUGGGCUUCACCAUUUUCUUGAUCCUGGCCCUGGCUUUUGUGGAGUUCCCAUCAUCACUCACGAGAACUGCAGAUGUGCGCUACCGCUCCCAGCCCUGGCAGCCGCCCUGUGGGUUGACGGAGACUAUCGAGGGUCUCUGCAUGCUGGUCUUCGUGGUUGACUUCUCUGUGAAGAGCUACCUUGUGGGGCAGGCCCAGUUGCAGGACAACCUGUGGCUGCUUGCCUACUUUGUGGUGCUGGUUGUGUCUGUGGUGGACUGGACUGUUUCACUGAGUCUCUCUUGUGAGGAGUCCCUGCGGGUGCGCCGAUCACUCCGUCCCUUUUUCCUGAUGCAGAAUUCCUCCAUGAUGAAGAAGACCCUGAAGUGUAUACGGUCGUCGCUGCCAGAAAUGGCCAGUGUCGUGUUGCUGCUGACUAUCCACUUGUGCCUCUUCACCAUAAUUGGGAUGCUACUGUUCUCCAUUGGCGAGAAGGAUGAAGCACAGAACAAGGAGAGGCUGGCCUACUUCCGGAACCUUCCAGAGGCAUUGACCUCACUCCUCAUACUGCUGACAACUUCCAACAAUCCUGAUGUGAUGAUUCCCGCGUAUACCCAGAACCGGGCCUAUGCCCUCUUCUUCAUAAUCUUCACCUUGAUAGGAAGUUUGUUUCUGAUGAACCUGCUGACGGCCAUCAUCUAUAAUCAGUUCCGUGGCUACCUGAUGAAGUCUCUACAGACCUCAUUGUUCCGGCGGCGGCUGGGGGCCCGAGCGGCCUAUGAAGUCCUUGCGUCCACAGCAGGACUGGCUGGAGCCACCUCUGAGGCAGUUGGGGUAAAUCCUGAGAACUUCCUGCGAGUACUUCAGAAAACCCAGCUGCACAAAAUCCACAAACAGGCCAUCAUGCAGAAGGUGUGCUCCUAUGAAGGCCGCCCAAUGCUGGCUGAUGAGUUCCAGAAACUCUUCGAUGAAGUUGACAAAGGUGUGAUCAAAGAGUAUCCACCGAUGCCCCAGUACCGGUCUCCGUUUCUGCAGAGUGCCCAGUUCCUCUUCAGUCAUCACUACUUCGACUACCUGGGGAACCUCAUCGCUCUGGGAAACCUCUUGUCUAUCUGUGUGUUCCUGGUUCUGGACUCAAAUCUGCUGCCUGGGGAACGUGAUGAUUAUGUCCUGGGGAUUCUUGACUACGUCUUCAUCUUGUACUACCUACUGGAAAUACUGCUCAAGGUGUUUGCACUGGGUCUGCGGGGCUACUUGUCCUACCAUAGCAACAUAUUCGAUGGCCUCCUCACCAUUGUCCUCCUGGUUUUGGAGAUUUCUACUAUGGUUGUAUACCGAUUGCCAAACGACUCGGGAUGGAAGCCUAAGCAGUAUGGCCUACUGUCACUGUGGGACAUGACACGGCUGGUGAACACACUGAUUGUGUUCCGCUUCCUGCGCAUCAUCCCCAACGUGAAGCCAAUAGCUGUGGUAGCCAGUACCAUCCUGGGCCUGAUCCAGAACUUGAGAGCAUUUGGUGGGAUGCUGGUGGUGGCAUACUAUGUGUUCGCCAUCAUUGGGAUCAACCUAUUCCGAGGUAUCAUUGUGCCUCCUGGAAACAGCAGCCUGGCACCUGAUAACCACUCAGCACUGUGCGGAAGCUUUGAGCAGCUAAAUUAUUGGUCCAACAACUUUGACGACUUUGCUGCUGCUCUCAUCACACUGUGGAACGUGAUGGUGGUGAACAAUUGGCAGGUAUUCCUGGAUGCCUAUCGGCGCUACUCAGGCCCGUGGUCAAUGGUGUAUUUUGUGCUAUGGUGGUUGGUGUCCUCUGUCAUCUGGAUCAACCUGUUUCUGGCUCUGCUUCUGGAGAACUUUCUCCACAGAUGGGACCCCCAAGGUUAUAAGCAGCUCCUUGUUGGUACCCAGCAGAUCACCUAUCAGACGUCUGUGGAGCUCAUGUUCAGGGACAUCCUGGAAGAGCCCAAGGAGGAGGAACUGGUGGAGAAGCUGCACAAACACCCACACUUGCAGCUGUGCAGGUGACAUCAGAGUGGCCUCCCGGCUGGGGUGACAGGACAGGGAUGCUGGCCUGGGGCCCAUGCUGUGGAGGCAGAAGCUGGUAGAGGCCAAGCAGGAAAAGACGGUGCUUGGAACAGACCACUCAAGGACAGACAGAGGCUGGGACAAGGACUGCGGCUGCAGUCUGUGGCCCUGGCAGAUGGGUAGUCAACACUGUAGAGCAGCAGCCCUCUGUCUGCUGCUCUUCCGAGCUGCUCUGGGGAGACUUGCUAAGGAGAGAAGGAGGUGAUUUUGCAGGGACCUCAAAGCCCAGGAUGUGAGAAGACCUCAGCUCCCCUUGUUACCCACAGCUUAUCUGUGUCUUCAACGCCGGUGGCCUUUGUGAACCCAAGCCUGCACAGGGCCUGUGGAGGGUAGCCCGCAGGUUUCUGGGGCAUCAGGGUUGGUUUCACGUGUCAAGAAUGUCACCUUUUUAUUUCACGAUGUCUGUGAAUAUGGUCAGCUGUGCCCGGAGGUCACAGUGCCAAUCAUUUUUCUGUUUCAUAAAGAAUGUUCUUGUAAAGAA